UGCAGACUUGUAGUUGUAACGUUGGGCCUGUACAAAACAACACUAUGGACCUUCCUAUUAGGACAUAUCCUCUUAUACGAGUAAGAAAUUAGAAAUUACACAGGCGCCAAAUCCCAAAAAAGCUGGGAAAAAAUUAAAAAAAAAAAUCCUGUCCUAAAAUUUGAAGCCCUAAACCCCAAAACUGGGAUGCAAAUUUAGCUCGCAGGAAUUGAAAAUUCAAUUAAAAAAAAUGGGGAGUUUUACUGCAAUAACGCCUGUUUGCUCAUUUCUUCAUGCCAAUGACUUGUCUUCCAGGAUUAAAUGUCUUAAUAUUUCAUAUCAGAAAAGAAGGCAUGAAGGACUGAGAAGAAAGUCUGGUGUUGUUGCAUAUUAUGGGCUUAAAAAGCCUCCUUAUAACCUUGAUGCACUAGAACCAUAUAUGAGCCAAAAAACUCUGGAGUCACAUUGGGGAGAGCAUCAUAAAGGUUACCUGGAUGCAUUGAAUAGACAUUUGAGUAAGAGUGAUAUACUGUAUGGCUAUACUAUGGAUGAACUUGUGAAAGUAACGUACAAUUAUGGAAACCCCUUACCCGAAUUCAAUGAUGCUGCACAGGUCUGGAAUCAUGACUUUUUCUGGGAAUCCAUGCAACCUGGAGGUGGGGAGUCUCCAACACUCGGUCUACUUCAGCAGAUUGAAAAAGAUUUUGGUUCUUUUCCUAACUUUAAAGAGAAAUUUAUAGAAGCAGCUAUGACACUCUUUGGUUCUGGUUGGGUUUGGCUGGUUUUGAAGAAGAAGGAGAAGCAACUUGCAGUGGUUAAGACAUCAAAUGCAGUCACUCCUAUUGUCUGGGAUGAUAUCCCCAUCUUAUGCUUGGAUGUGUGGGAGCAUGCUUACUACUUGGAUUAUAAGAAUGAUAAAGCGAAGUAUGUAAAUGUGUUCAUGGACCACCUUGUAUCAUGGCAUGCUGCAACAGCACGCCUUGCUCGAGCACAGGCCUUUGUGAAUCUUGGAGAACCUAAAAUUCCAGUUGCUUGAAAUGAUAUUGCUUCACAUAAACUCUCCUCCCUCUCUUCCUCUGGUUACUUCUGAAUGCAUGCUUAUUUGUUAGCUUAGCUUGAGUAUGCAUCUCUCUUGCCACUUUAGCGCGUUAGUGUUACCUGUAAGGCUAUAAACACUAAAUCAACCCAAAAUUUCCCAUCUAAGUAGCUUAAGUAUAUUAGAAAGAGUAACUUUAGAGUCUUAGUGUGAGACUAAUAUGAGCAUGAAUGACUAGGUAAAUUGUAGGGUUAUUUUUGUGAUCUAAAUGAUAGUGAAGGGGUUAAUAUUAUUGAAUAAUUGAGUGAUUGUAUGUUAUUGCCCUUAUUGGUAAAUUAAGGUAAACAGUAAAGUAAUGAAUUUCUGUGA
Messenger RNA from Chenopodium quinoa (quinoa), 1384 nucleotides. Its product is annotated as superoxide dismutase [Fe] 3, chloroplastic-like. Lineage: Eukaryota; Viridiplantae; Streptophyta; Magnoliopsida; Caryophyllales; Amaranthaceae. Gene Ontology annotation, cellular component: chloroplast nucleoid. Bases 230 to 1015 code for a protein of 261 amino acids. Gene Ontology annotation, biological process: superoxide metabolic process. Gene Ontology annotation, molecular function: superoxide dismutase activity; metal ion binding. The record is from RefSeq and is a predicted model, not a curated record. The transcript is spliced from 9 exons.